AGAUUGGUAUAUACUUUGGAUUGGACAAGUAUGCCAAGGUUAAUCUGACGCGAGGACUGCUUACUGGCGUUUCUGAAGAGCCUGCGCUUGUGAAUCUUAUUAAACAUAUUGACGCUGGAGAGACCUGUGCUUACCUGGGCGUGCCUCAUAGCAACACUCAGAACGUAACAUUAGUAAAGGAGUCUUUUUGAAGCAGAUACAAGCCUCUUUUUUGACAAAUUUAGUCUUCAAAUUGGUCGGCGUUGAUCAAGGUAUCUGAGACUAACGUGCUUGACAUCCCAGUUAUUGUUACUCUACUCGUUUGUGGUAGUUUCACGAGUGAAGAACGAGAUUACAGCUUCUUGAUGUUGCAAAUUAUAUAUUGUUGCAAAUGGAAGAGUCCUCUUUUAAAAAUGAAUUAAGUUCACUUUCUUCAUGUCUCACGGCGUCAAGCAGAAAAGAAGAUUUACUGGAAGCUCAGGAGAGACCAUUCCUUUACUACCAAGAUAUUAACGGAAAACUUGAGCCAGUCAACUUAAAUACUGAUAACUUGCGUGAAUCUAAUGGUUUUUACAUCGGGAAAAAUGUCGGGCAUGGCAAAGCGGUUCCUCUUUAUAAUGCGAACUGCAAGCCUGUUUUUCAAAAAGUUAAACAAUUUAACGCUAAAGGGCAAACGAUUGUAGACCUAGUCUAUCUUGAAAUGUACGACAUCCACCAAAGAUAUAUUACGUUACUAAAAGUGCCUCGUCAUUCCGAAAUUCAGGAGGAGUAGUCCAAUAUUUUUCGCAAGCUUGGUUCGUUGUGCCGAAUUUUCGGCACUAGUCCAUUCUCCUUUUUAACUCCGGCAAUUUUUCAGGACGUCUAGACACAUCCUGAGUCAUGAUACAAAAAUGUAUUAUGUGAAAUAUUUGAAUUUCACAG
Messenger RNA from Belonocnema kinseyi, 900 nucleotides. RefSeq lists its product as uncharacterized. The transcript has 2 exons. The record is from RefSeq and is a predicted model, not a curated record. Bases 371 to 751 code for a protein of 126 amino acids. Lineage: Eukaryota; Metazoa; Arthropoda; Insecta; Hymenoptera; Cynipidae.